This is a messenger RNA of Drosophila persimilis, 1591 nucleotides long. Its product is annotated as acidic phospholipase A2 PA4. The transcript has 3 exons. Lineage: Eukaryota; Metazoa; Arthropoda; Insecta; Diptera; Drosophilidae. The record is from RefSeq and is a predicted model, not a curated record. The coding region runs from base 394 to 1266 and encodes 290 amino acids. Gene Ontology annotation, biological process: arachidonate secretion; phospholipid metabolic process.
CCUUAUCCUUUCUGCUCUAGGGAAACUUUUGUUGAAAUUGGAUGAAAUAAUUGAAAAUGCCUCCACGGAUAAACAGCCGUUUCGGAUGUAACAUAUGUAGGAACGAUGGGUACCUGAAAGGGUAUCAAAAGUUUCGGUUGCCGAACUUCCGCAAACUUCCUUCUCUUCUUGUUUUGCAAAUUGUUUUCGUCGUUUGGACGUUUUUGUGGCGGUUUUUUUCACAUUUGUUUUGUGUUGCCUUUUGUUUUGAUCGUCGCUUUACAGUGGCUCAAUAGUUUGCGGGAAGGGGCUCGCAGGGCCAGGGUGGAUAGCGAUGCCGCAUUCGAAUGGAGCUGGCGACAGUGUGCCGUCGGGGGAUUCUGUGAGUGGCCGGCCAGAGGUCAGACCAUAUCUAUGGGCCAUAGAAAUGCAAAAUCACCAGUUGCGGGCGAUCAUCAUUCAGCUGCUAAUGAUUGGCCCACAUACCAUUGUCGGUCCAACAGCUCGUCCAAGCACAUCACUCACUCCAGCUCUCUGUCUGCUUCUUUCGUCCUUCUCCCUUUUAUAGCCGGCAGGACGAUGAAGGAGGCGCUGCCGUUGGCGGUGCUGCUGCUGUGGCUAGGAGCGACGCUGCCGCCUAGCUCCGGAUCGGCUGUGCUCAUCUCGGACAUGACCAUGACUGUGAUGGUGGAACUCUCGUCCCGACAUCCCUUCUGCAAGAUGCACAGAGAUCGCGGCGACAUUCAACGGAUGCUGCUGCAGUCGGAUCCACGACGCAUCCGCCAGGUGCCGCGCGAGUCCGUAAUGGAGCUGGAGGAGGUGUGCCGGCAUCAGGGCUCCUAUGGUCAUGAGUUCCGCGGCGGCCUGGGCUUCAUCUAUCCGGGGACCAAAUGGUGUGGCCCCGGGACAGCGGCCACCAGCUACGACGAUCUGGGCGCCCAUACGCGGGAGGAUAGAUGCUGUCGCGAGCACGACAUGUGCCCAGAUGUCUUGAACGUGGGCGAGUGCAGGCGGGGAUUGUGUAACCGGGGUACCUUCACACGCUCUCACUGUGACUGCGACGCGAGAUUCCGGCGCUGCCUGCAGGCGGCCAACACGGAGACGGCCAAUACUUUGGGGGCGAUCUUCUACAAUGUGGUGCAGGUGACGUGCUUCCAGGAGCGCAGUCCCUGCUCGGCGCACCAGAGGGCUGGCUACAAUGAAACGGAGCAGGAGGCCAUCUGUGCCCAGUGGCAGUACCAGCCAUCGGAGAAGUACGUACCCAGUCAGCCGCGCACUUCUUCCUAGACGAUCCAAGCGAAAUUGCGAGAUGACGACCUGGACAAGCUACUAAUGGAAACGGUUACAAAUCUACACAAAGCAAUUACAAUUACAAUUACAAUUACAAGUUUAGCUAUAGGACGUGCACAGUCAUAUCGAUAUGAUGUAUCCGCUUUUCUUAACCUGCUCUUGAACCUGAAGCCGACCUGAACCUGAACCUGAAUAUGAAUAUGAAUCUGAAUCUGAAUCCUGAACCAAAGCCAAUGCCAAACGUUCAAGCAACAGCAUGGAAACUAAAUAGGAAAAUAUAUAUAUUUUCAUAUAUUUAGAGCAUACAACAAAAACAGAUCUA